Messenger RNA from Oppia nitens, 1388 nucleotides. RefSeq lists its product as uncharacterized. The record is from RefSeq and is a predicted model, not a curated record. The coding region runs from base 63 to 1388 and encodes 441 amino acids. Lineage: Eukaryota; Metazoa; Arthropoda; Arachnida; Sarcoptiformes; Oppiidae. The transcript is spliced from 3 exons.
UUAAAUUAAAUUCAAUUUAAUCGUCGAUUUUUGACUUAAUUUUGUUGAUCAAAACUAAGACAAUGAUCACAACAGCAACUUUACAGUUGAUAUAUUUUGUGCAAUUAAUUGUAUGUAUGGUCAGUGCCGACACAAACAACAAUUUAUGCAAAGAUUUGUCGGGCAAUUACCGGGUGUUUGAAGCUUUUAUAUUCAAAAAAGGUUUAACACUACUGUUGGAGGACCGAAACGCCGUCCGACCGGAUGACCCGUUCGCCUAUAAGAGACGUUAUUAUUUCAUCGAAGAUUUUGAUACAACACAACUGGAAACUGGAGGUUCGGUUGGGUUUAAAAAUAUAUAUGAGUUGACAGAAUUAGGCAAAUGGAGAGCAUUACUAAUAGGAGACAUGUUUUGGAUGAAACACUUUUUCUGGUUACGAACCGAUGAAAACUUCGGAUCUAAAAUUGAUGGCAAACAGAGAGUUCUUGUGGCAAUCAAUCACACAUUUGAGGAUGGCAUAGAUAUGAUACACGGUAUGCUGUUUGGUCUUUACGAUCCCGAAGGCACUGUAUUUCCGGAUCUAUAUUUUCGUAAAGAGAUUAAAACAAAUAUCUAUAAAUACAGACCGGGCGACGAUCCCAUGAAUUUAAUGACACUGUUUAUUAAGUUUCCGCAACAAGAUUUGGUCGAUCGUAUACACUCUAUACUGGUUUUGCCAAUACUUCCCGAUGUACUACCUGUGCGACUGUUUGUCUAUUAUAUGGAGAAGCCACCAAAGAGUCAAGAAAAUAGCGGUAAUAAUAGGAUUUAUUUUAAGCGACACGUAAUGGAGGCCAAGUAUGUUGACUAUGAUAAGCGCCGGGAGAUCGACUGGAACUAUCUGCCAGUAAACGACAGCUCCAAUUGUGUGGACAAUGAGAUCGUCAACGCAACAGCUCUUCUAAGCGAUGAAUACGAAAUGGUUGGUAAUUAUUAUUCAUUUAAACUAAUUGAGUUCAGCGACGACAAGUAUGUCAUUAAGUAUGGACAUCAAAACAAGACAUAUGUCGGAGAAAAGUUAAUGGAAAUCAAACGCGGAUUUGUUUAUCAACUCUUCAAUUGUCCCAAACCGAUGACGACGACGACGACAACAACAACCACCACCAUUGCCACCAUUACUACAUCUAUCGGUACGUCGAUGACGCCAACCACUAUCACUACCAUUUCAGACAUCAGCACAUCUAUCGAUUCGGUGACAACAACAACAAACACUACCAUUUCAGACAAUAGCACAUCUAUCAAUACGACAACUACUUCUUCAAAACUUCCGAUUUCCAGCACUCGUUCACAGAAAUUCAUUACAAUAUCUUCACUUUGGUUAUGGUAUUCAUUGACAACAUUCAUAUAUUUCAUAUCCCGAUUCCAUUAA